AAGCACAAACACUGCCCCCUAGUAGUAAAACACACCCAGCACACAUUAACCACUAGCCUACUGGGCACUUAUACCCUCUUCCUGCCCAGGCCAAUUUCCAGCUUUCAGCGCUGUCACACUUUGAAUGACAGUUGUGCGGUCAUGCAACACUGUACCAAUAUGAAAAUUUAAUCAUUUUUUUGUAACAGAUAGAGCUUUAUUUUGGUGGUAUUUAAUCACCUCAGGGUUUUUUAUUUUAUAACAAACCAAAAACCACUGCAAAAUUUUGAAAAAAAAAGUUUUUUCUUAGUUUUUGUUAUAAAAUUUUGUAAAUAA
Staurois parvus is the source of this 315-nucleotide messenger RNA. Lineage: Eukaryota; Metazoa; Chordata; Amphibia; Anura; Ranidae. The record is from the annotation of a GenBank genome assembly.